Daucus carota subsp. sativus is the source of this 2025-nucleotide messenger RNA. RefSeq names its product stomatal closure-related actin-binding protein 1. The record is from RefSeq and is a predicted model, not a curated record. Gene Ontology annotation, biological process: regulation of stomatal movement; actin filament organization. The transcript has 13 exons. Gene Ontology annotation, molecular function: actin binding. Bases 272 to 1756 code for a protein of 494 amino acids. NCBI's taxonomy places the organism in Eukaryota, Viridiplantae, Streptophyta, Magnoliopsida, Apiales, Apiaceae.
UCAGACGGAAAACUGUAACUGGAAAGUACACUAGCUCCCACCCACUCUCUUCAAACUCAAGUGUGUGUUUUAGUGUGUGGGGUUUCCUUUCUUUUAGCUUUUUGAAAAGCAAACAAAACCCAUCCAGAUUUUUCAUUCUUUGGUUCAAAUUUGAUUCAGUUCUAUUUUGGUUUUGUAUAUUGAUCCAGGAAUCAUAGCCAAAGACUACAAAGUUUCCAUCUUUUUGUGUUUGGUUUGUUAACAUUUGAAUCUGCUUGGUGACACUGGUAUAAUGACUAGGGUCGGUCGUGAUUUUGGAGGUUCAAUGAGAAAGGAAGCAGUUCCACCAGUUUCGGCCGAUGUUAUCUUUGCAUCUAGUCGGUUUCCAAAUUACAAAAUUGGUGCUAAUAACCAGAUUGUUGAGGUGAAGGAAGAUCUUAAGGUACUGUCAAUGAAAGAAGUUGUUGCACGCGAGACUGCUCAGUUGCUAGAACAACAAAAGCGCCUUUCAGUUCGUGAUCUUGCUAGUAAAUUUGAGAAGGGCUUGGCUGCUGCUGCCAAGUUGUCCGAUGAGGCUAGGCUCAGAGAGGCAGCUUCUUUGGAGAAACAUGUGCUUCUUAAAAAUUUAAGAGAUGCUCUUGAGUCUCUUAGAGGACGUGUGGCGGGUAGAAACAAAGAUGACGUAGAAGAGGCUAUUGCUAUGGUUGAAGCUUUAGCAGUUCAGUUGACUCAAAGAGAGGGAGAGCUGAUUCAGGAGAAGACAGAAGUGAAGAAGCUGGCAAACUUUCUGAAGCAGGCGUCAGAAGAUGCCAAGAAACUUGUUGAUGAAGAAAGAGCUUUUGCCCGAGCUGAAAUCGAGAACGCUAGAACUGCAGUGCAGAGGGUGGAAGAAGCUCUCCAGGAACAUGAAAGGAUGUCUAAAGCAACAGGAAAUCAGGACAUAGAGGAGUUAAUGAAGGAGGUGCAGGAGGCUAGACGAAUUAAAAUGCUGCAUCAGCCAAGCAAGGUUAUGGACAUGGAACAUGAGCUUCAUGCACUACGAAUUCAGCUAGUGGAGAAGUCCAAGCAUUCACUUAAGCUUCAAAAAGAGUUGGCAACAAGCAAGAGGGCUGAACAGAACACACCAUACUUAUAUGAACUAGAUGGGACUGAAGCUCUGGGUUCCUAUUUGCUGAUUCAGCCAUGUUCCGAUGUAGCUCCAAAACUGUCAGAGUGUUCAAUUCAGUGGUACAGGUUAACCACUGAAACUGGAAAGAAAGAACUUAUUUCAGGUGCCACUAAAGCUGUUUACGCUCCAGAUCCAUUUGAUGUUGGUAGAACUUUGCAAGCUGAUAUUACAAAGGACGGCCUCACACUAACAUUGACGACUACUGGUCCUAUUGAUCCAGCUGCAGGACUCGGAAACUAUGUGGAAGCGUUGGUGCUUAGGCAUGACACCGAAUUUAAUGUAGUUAUUGUCCAGAUGAAUGGAGCAGAGCAUCCAUCAGAGUCAAUUCAUGUACUUCAUGUUGGAAAGAUGAGAAUGAAGCUUUGUAAAGGAAAUACAACAGUGGCUAAAGAAUACUAUUCCACUUCAAUGCAGUUAUGUGGUGUGAGAGGCGGUGGAAAUGCUGCAGCUCAGGCAUUGUUCUGGCAAGUGAAGACAAGUCUUUCAUUUGUACUAGCAUUUGAGUCGGAGAGAGAAAGGAAUGCGGCCAUUAUGCUGGCCAGAAGAUUUGCAUAUGACUGUAAUAUUGUGCUUGCGGGGCCAGAGGACAGAACUGCUUUAGCGUCUUAAGGUGCACAGCAUGGCUUCUUGGACUUGUGAUUACAUAAAUGAUUGUAUAAUAGCUUUGUAGUAAUGUAGUUUGUCUCCCUUCUAUAAUGGUUUUCGCGUUUAGGCUUUGGCUCAUUUUUCCCUUUUUUUUUUUGGCUUCAAUUGUCUAAUCUAAAGGCAUCUUUUUACUCGCCUCCUGUCGUUGUCUCAUUCUUCAAUGUCUUGACUCAUAUCUGUGGCAUCUAAUGACCCAACUUGACUGGCAAUUUAAAAAGUAAUUUUCAAUGGCA